AUGACACUGGACCAUAGGAGCGCAUUUCGCGCCUCCGUUUUACUGGCUUGUGUGAUAAUCUGCAGUAACUUGCUAUGUCCCGUCGGUGCCUAUCUCUACAACAACCGCUACGCAGGUGAUCAAGUCUUCAGAAUAACUCCAAGUAAUGAUGAGGAGGUCCAAGUGCUCAAGGAAAUUCUGGCGCAUAUGAAGGUGGACUUAUGGCAGCCCAACAGUGUUUCUCUGAUCUCCCACAAUGCCACCGUGGAUGUCCACGUUAAACGCAACGACACACGAGGCCUACGUUCUCGCUUAAAGCAGGAACAUAUGGAUUAUCGAGUGUUUAUCUCCAAUCUGCAGAGGGAAAUUGAAAAGCAGACAGGAUAUCGCUCCUCUCGCAAGCGGAGGUCAGAGUCUCAGUAUGACUACGAGGUUUACCACUCUCUGGAAGAGAUCCAGAGCUGGAUGUUUGACAUGAACAGAACACACCCUGAGCUGGUUGAUAUGUUUUCCAUUGGGAAGUCAUAUGAGGGAAGGCCACUGUAUGUGCUUCAGCUAGGAAAGAGAAGUCGUCCCCAGAAGAAUGCUGUGUGGAUCGACUGCGGCAUCCAUGCCAGAGAGUGGAUCGGACCUGCCUUCUGCCAGUGGUUUGUCAAAGAGGCCAUCAACUCAUACCAGUAUGACUCUGUGAUGAGACGACUGCUCAACCAGCUCAACUUCUACAUCAUGCCUGUGUUCAAUGUGGAUGGAUAUCACUUCAGCUGGACCACGGAUCGGUUCUGGAGGAAAACACGGUCCAAAAACCACAAGUUCCACUGCCGGGGAGUGGACGCUAACAGAAACUGGAAGGUGAAAUGGUGUGAUGAGGGUGCCUCCUCUCAUCCCUGUGAUGACACCUACUGUGGUCCCUUCCCUGAGUCGGAACCUGAAGUCAAGGCUGUGGCCAAGUUCCUGCGCAAGCACAAGAAGCGUGUCAAAGCAUACAUAUCCAUCCACGCCUACGCCCAAAUGCUGCUUUACCCCUAUUCCUACAAGUAUGCCACUAUCCCCAACUUCAGCUGUGUGGAGUUAGCAGCUUACAAUGCAGUGACGGCCUUGUACUCUGCCUAUGGAGUAAGGUACAGAUAUGGACCCGCUUCCACAACUCUGUAUGUUAGCUCAGGCAGCUCUAUCGACUGGGCCUACAGGAACGGGAUCCCUUACGCCUUUGCGUUUGAGUUGAGGGACACAGGAUACUUUGGCUUUCUCCUGCCUGAGUCUCUGAUCAACCCGACUUGCACCGAGACCAUGAGGGCCGUGAAGGCCAUUGCAUCAGGUCUUCUGAAGAAGUGUGAGACACACAAGGACAGAUUUCCAUAUAUAUGA
Toxotes jaculatrix (banded archerfish) is the source of this 1344-nucleotide messenger RNA. It is a transcript of the gene cpa6, whose product is annotated as carboxypeptidase A6. The transcript is spliced from 11 exons. Gene Ontology annotation, biological process: proteolysis. Bases 1 to 1344 code for a protein of 447 amino acids. Lineage: Eukaryota; Metazoa; Chordata; Actinopteri; Toxotidae. Gene Ontology annotation, molecular function: metallocarboxypeptidase activity; zinc ion binding. The record is from RefSeq and is a predicted model, not a curated record.